CUUUGCAGCAGGUUCUUUUCAAUAUGGCCGCUGGAGACACUGCUUUGUGGCUUCAUAAUAAAUUAGGCUCCACGGAUGAUUUGUGGUCUGGGCGAACAAUAUGUUCCCAGCUUUCGCAGGAACGUUUGCAAAGUAUCCAAGAAUGUUUUCACACACUCCAGCCGCAUGUCAAGGUGAAGCUUUUGCUGGCAUUCCUUCAUAUGCCCAGACGUAAUACCGAACAGUGGAAGGCCGAUCUAGAAGAAAUUUUGACCAUGGCUGAAAAUGAUUCUGAUCCCUGGGUUACCAUGGUUGCAGAAAUGUUACGUAUGUAUCCGUCGACUGGAACCGUAAAUCUUGAUUUAGAUGAAGUGAGCGGAACUUUCUCUGAUGUCAUCACAGAUCUUAAAAAAAUGAUGAAGAAAUCUCUAGAGACGAGGAUGUUACCACUAGAAUGUCAGUUUGUAAACAGAUCAGCGUUAAAUUCUAUUGCUGGUCACUCUGCUCAACCAAUCAAACAUUUUACACUUAAAAGAAAACCAAAGUCAGCAACCUUAAAACGAGAACUUCUUCAAAAAUCCAAUGAAGUGUCUAAUAAUAGAAAGAAUAACAUGCCAAAUAGUGUCCCAAUUAAAAUCAGAAGUUUUGUGAAAAAAAUGGAUGAUUCCACUCCAUUGAAAGGAUUACCGAGUCGAACCCCUCUACCGUCUGGCUACAGAACACCAAGUUCUGGUUUAGCCCGGUUAAAUAGCUCACCGAUUGGUCACAUGCCAAUAGCACCCAGAUCAGGAUCCAGCAAGAAAGAAGGCGGAAUAAAGUUUUUGGAUAUUGGUGAGCAGCCUAUCGGUUCAAAAGAAGCUAAAAGACGAAAGAAACAAGCAGACGUGGAAGCCAUGGAACAACAACGUAAGGAGAAGGAGGCGUCUAUUGCUGCAGGAACAUCUGUUGCCACGACAACUACAGCACCUUACACACCAGAUUACGCCGCUGGUCUGAUGACGCCAGCUACACCAAAAUUAGCCACGGUUGUUGUAAGCACGACAUCUAUACCAUUGUCUGCCUCAACGCCGGCGUACGUUCCCUCGGCAACUAGUCGCAUACCAAAUGUACCAGUUACUGGAAUAACACUCUCUGGUAAUAUAGCUCCAUUAUCGUCAAAUGCUCAGGCUACAGCUAGACAAAAUCUUCAACAACAGUUACAGCAACAACUUGGCCAAUCACAGAUCAGAACACAAACAGUUGUCAUGGCACCACCAUCAACAACCAAUCUACAGCAACCUAUUAUUGUCCAACCACCAGCUCCUCCUGCUCCUGCCGCUCCACCAAUGGUGGCUCAACCUCAAGUAGCACAAGGAACACAAAUUAAAAAAGCCCUGUCAUUAACGCGUGAACAAAUGAUUGAAGCCCAGGAAAUGUUUAGAGAUUCUAAUAAAGUAUCAAGGCCCGAGAAAGCUUUAAUAUUAGGUUUUAUGGCUGGUUCUAGAGAAAAUCCCUGCCCUCAACAAGGAAGUGUUUUGAGUAUAAAAUUAAGUGAAGAUGACGAACUUGUUCAGCAGACGGAUGGGAAUAAAAAGAUUAUGAUAGCAGACACAUAUUUCCAGAUGAACUAUUUAACGGGUGAAUGGAAACGGUUUAAGAAAUAUCGUGAGAAAACUACGCCUGUUGUUAGCUGAUAGUUGAUAUAUCGUGUUGUUUAUUUGUAUAUAGAAUCUGUAUAGUGUACAUAUACAUUAUUGUUAUAAAUACACAGGGACUUGUAGAGCAACUACCAAAAAUACACAGGGGCUUGUAGGGCAACUACCAAAUAAACAGGGGCUUGUAGGUCAACUACAGUUCAUUAAAUGCAGGGGAUUGAAGGUCAACUACAAUUUAUUAAACGCAGGGGCUUGUAGGGCAACUACAAUUUAUUAAACGCAGGGGCUUGUAGGUCAACUACAAUUUAUUAAACGCAGGUGCUUGUAGGUCAACAUUAAUUCAUUUAACAUAGGGGCUUGUAGGUCAACUACAAUUUAUAUAAUAAACAGGGGCUUGUAGGUCAACUACAGUUCAUUAAACGCAGGGGUUUGAAGGUCAACUACAAUUUAUUAAACGCAGAGGCUUGUAGGUCAACAUUAAUUCAUUAAACGCAGGGGCUUGUAGGGCAACUACAAUUUAUAUAAUAAACAGGGGCUUGUAGGUCAAAUACAGUUCAUUAAACGCAGGGGUUUGAAGGUCAACUACAAUUUAUUAAACGCAGGGGCUUGUAGGUCAACAUUAAUUCAUUAAACGCAGGGGCUUGUAGGGCAACUACAAUUUAUAUAAUAAACAGGGGCUUGCAGGUCAAAUUCCGUUCAUUAAACGCAGUGGUUUGAAGGUCAACUACAAUUUAUUAAACGCAGGGGCUUGUAGGUCAACUACAAUUUAUUAAAGGCGGGGCUUGUAGGUCAACUACCAUUUAAUUAAUAAACAGGGGAUAGUAGGUCAAAUACAGUUCAUAUAAUAAACAGGGGCUUGUAGGUCAACUACAGUUCAUUAAAUGCAGGGGUUUGAAGGUCAACUACAAUUUAUUAAAUGCAGGGGCUUGCAGGUCAAUUACAAUUUAUUAAACGCAGGGGCUUGUCGGUCAACAACUAUGUAUAAAACACUGAUAAGGAAACGAGGUCCACUCUGUACAUAUUAGAAUUUACUAAAAUGGCCCAACAUGGCCAGUCAGAUUGUAUUAACCUAUGCCCAGCAUGGCCAGUCAGAGGUUUUAACAUAACCUAUGCCCAACAUGGCCAGUCAGAGGUUAAUAACCUAUGCCCAACAUGGCCAGUCAGAGGGUAAUACCCUAUGCCAAGCAUGGCCAGUCAGAGGGUGAUAAUAAAAACCCAACAUGGCUGCCUGGAUGGUGAGAAUCGGAUUCAGACCAGUUAUUUGAUAAUCUCACUUACAUGUACUUAGUCACAGCAUAAUUUUAUUUUUUAAAGAGAUUUUCCAUGUCACAAGCAUUUGUUUUUAACUGUUUAAAACUUUGAUCUUAUUAUUUGUAAACAAAUUCAAGUCACUGUUUUUAAUUUCAUAUUAUUAAUCAGAUGUGUUAUUUGCCCUGCAUUCAAUCUAACAUUGAACCCUGAAAACCUCCUUUGAAUUAGCAUAUAUGGAACUUUAUUAAAACUCAAUUGAAACUCGCAUACGGGGGGGGGGGGGGGGUGUUGGAUGGUCGAAUGGUUAGCAUAAGACCUGUCAUUGAGUCAACUGGCGUGGCUUCGAAUCUACGGUUGUACGUGACAAGGAGUAGGGUCACCUGUCCAACCUCGUGGGUUUUCUCCGGGUCCUCCGGUUUCCUCCCACUGCUAAACAUCCCUACGCACAAGCGAAUUAUUGAAAUAAAAUUAAACCAUAUGUUAGUCCCGAAAUGACCUAGUUUGUGUUGAGUGGAUGUUAAACCUCAUUUCUCUCUCUUUGUCUCUCUGAAACUUGCAUACAAGAAUUCAGAAAUGAUAAAGAUAUUUUAAUUUAAAUCAAUAUGAUUAAAAUACAGAUCUAUAUUUCGUUUUGUUUUUUUAUACUUUAGAUGGCCUACACUACAUGAAGAUCUGACCGGUUGUAGCAAUAGGUCGCGUCAUACGAGAGGCUUUUGACCUAUGACAUCAGACAUUUGAUUAACAAAUCGGCAUUGAUUUUACUAGUGGAUUACCCACAGUUCUGUGCAAAAAACGCCUAAAGCUGGCCGUAACAGACCGUUUCAUUGGCUAAUAGCUCACAUCAUUCAGAACACGAUAAUGAUAACAACUGUUCCAGAUCCUAGUGUAGUAAAGACAAGUAAAACGAAAUUUUGAACUAUAAAAAACGAAACGAAAUAAGAUAUGUGUUUUAAUCGGAUUGAAUUUAAAGUAAGUUUAAUGUAAUUCUUCAUGAAAAAAUCCCCUGUAUGUGUCUAGGUGUAUUUCUCAUUCAAUUAAGCGUUGCGACAUCAAAGCAGUGUUAAUAGUUGUACCAAGUCCCUGUGUAUAAUCUGUCACAUUUGUUAUUACUCUUCAAUAAAAAGACACAGCAUUGAGAAGUUCAUCUCUGAUCGUUAUUUUGAAUUUCUUGUAAACAACAAUAUUGCAAACUACGACAUUGUUAAAGUAGAAUCUCUAAAAGUAAUAUCAGUCUAAAAAUAGACUGGGGGGGGGGGAUGGCCGAAUGGUUAGCAUGUGGGCGUUGUAUUAUAAGGUCUGUCAUUGAGUCAACUGGCGUGGUUUUCGAUUCCCCACUUGUCCGUGACAUGAAGUAGAGUCACCUGUCCAACCUCAUGGAUUUUUUCCGAGAUCUCCGGUUACCUCCCACUGCUAAAGACCCCUACACGCAAGUAAAUUAUUGAAAUAAAAAAAAAAAACAUAAGUUAGUCCCGAAAUGACCUGGUUUGUGGCGUGUGGAUGUUAAACCCCAUUUUUCUCUCUAUUCACUAUUUACAAAGAUAUGGUGAACUAAAAAAUUCCCCAAAUUCAGGAUUCUCUGUAUACAAUAAACAAGUUUGACCUAAGUACAAGAGAUUCUACCCUUGAUAUUUUGUUUUGGUUUUCUUAAUCGAAUUUUGAAUAAUCAAUUUAAAUACAUUUAGUUUGAAUUAAGCCAUUGAUAUUUAGAUUGUGUUUACUUUUAAAGAUACAUUAUGGAAGAAUAAAUAAAGAGCUGGCAGUUCUCACUAUAAUAGUUAAAAACUAGAUAAUGAAAAGGGAAUUUGCUGAAAAUUUCAAUCAAAUUGAUACAUUCUGAACCGAAUUUUUAGCAUUGAAUUUUCGGCCUAGCCUGGGUAUUCAUUACUAAAGUCGGUAGGAUAAAAAACAUAGUCUCGGUGGUUAUCCAUUUCAUGAUUUAAUUAUGAAUGGAAGUCGAACAGCAAAUCGGAACCUAAUCCAAUAAACAUCGCAGUCUAGCGAUGCCAUCGAGAGUUGAUUAUGGUCUGGAUAAGUUAAUUAAUGUCAAAUUAAUAAUUUAGAUAAUAUUACAGGCCUAAAGAAAGACCUGCAUUAGGCAGAUUUAGCUCUUGCAUGUAUGUUUAAUUAAAUGAUAAAUGAGAUAUUGUUCGAAAUAUGUAAAUAGCAAUCGGCGGCUUUAAUGUAUGGUUUUAUGAAAAGUCCCCUAUAUUUUUUUAUUUCUACAUGUAGUCUUUGUCGUCACUGUAAAGUUGAUAUCAUUCACUUGUAAACACAUGACUAUUACUAAUGAAAAUAUCUGAUACAAACAGAUCGAAGUCUUCAUUUUAAAUGCAUAAUGGUUAGUUAUCAGACAGUGGUCAUGUAAAGACUGUGACUAUUGAAUGAUAUAUACAGCUAUUGGUUUGGUUUGUGUAUUCAAUAGUUGUAGAUAUUAGGAAUAGUCACACUUUUACAGGUGGAUUCAUACCUACUACCGUGUUAUAUCUAACCACUUUCUAUACAUAUUAAACAUAAACAUUAGUUUAGAGUAGUGGUUCUUAACCUUUAUUUGCCAACGGGACACCUUGGAACGCAUGAAAAACAAAAUGCGGCACACCCGCCUAAAUAUAUAUGAAAAAUAUUUGAAUUUUGCAAAAUAAAAACGUGGCAGGUCAUAGACGGCAUGCAUCCGUAGACACGGACUAGUCAUACACACAUAGAAUGACUCAAACUAAAUAAAAAAAAAACACAACUAUAAACUUAUCAGUAGACACCAGUGAAAGUCAAUUGGGAUCACGUGAUAUUUCGCAUUGUCUUAGUGUGCCGUUCAAAACUUCGCGGCACACCUAGGAAGAUCUCGCGGCACACUGGCUAAGAAUCACUGAUUUAAAGUAAUGAGAACUUGGGUGAUUUAAUGUAAAAUAUGUCCUAACUAAAAUACCUGUCUCCGUAAGUAACGGUACCAGUUUCACAGUGCGUGUUAUUAUUUGUAUGACGUCAAGCUGAUGAUGUAUGAUGUGUUAUUACUUUUAUGUCGUCAAGCUGAUGUAUGCCGUGUUAUUACCUGUAUGACGUCAAGCUGAUGUAUGACGUCCUAUUAUUUGUAUGACGCCAAGCUGAUGUGUUAUUUUCUGUAUGACGUCAAUCUGAUGUAUGACGUGUUAUUAUCUGUAUGACGUCAAGCUGAUGUAUGACGGGUUAUUACCUGUAUGACGUCAAGCCGAUGUAUGACGUGUUAAUAGUUGUAUGACGUCAAACUGAUGUAUGACGUGUUAUCUGUAUGACGUCAAACUGAUGUAUGACGUGUUAUUACUUGUAUGAAAUCAAACUGAUGUACAUUGAUAUUGUCUGUUGAUUGUCAUAAAAACGAAGGAUUUUAAAAUAAUGUUUUCAUUAAUCUUUGAUUAUAAACAAACGUUUUAGGAAUGGACUUCUUUUUGUCUGAAAAUGAUCAGACCUUUUUGAUUUAGUUAAAGAUAACACAUCCGCCUUGGUUAUUUGACAAAUACGGUAUCAGUUAUUCAGGCUAUAUCUAUUUCAAUUUGGUACAUAAUUGUUUAAAUUCGGUAUGCCACCCUCACCCCCUGGAGCCGACUCUGUGGUUGUCAAGACAUUAAACGUCAUUCGUUCUCCCAGCAAGGCCAUGUUCAGUAUUCAGAUGGUUUCAUUUCUUGCUGAUAAAUGACUUGGGAAUCUUCUUGUACUGGUUUCCAUGGUUAUUGAAUAACUAUGAAUAUAUUGUGUUGAUCAGAGCCGAGAUCAAAUUUAUACAAGCUUAGUAUCUGGUCAACUACAGCAAUGGUCGCCAUUUUUACAUAUUACACAAUUAUACAGAAUAUAAGUUAUUUAAAAGAUUUAUUUUUGGCGACCACUUAAGUAGUUGGUGAGACGCUGUCUAUAUAUGACUCUAGGUUCAUCUAAUGGUAUUAAAUUUAAAGAAUUGAAUUGUUUUAGUGAGAGGAUUAGUGGAAUAUGUCAAUCAGAAAAUAAUGAUUUGUAAGAUUGUAGCUUGUCAUAAUAUAAUAUGUUUAAACUACAUGCACAGACAGAACCUGGUCUGGGCCUUGUUUCUCGAAAUCUUAAAGAUAAAAUCCAAAUUUUAGCAGAUACUCCAAUUUUGAUUGGCUAAGCACUAAAAUCAAUCUAAUAUUAUUAUCCAACCAGAUUACUAAAAUUUGGAUUUUAUCUUAGUUAACGUUUCGUGAAACAGGCCCUUGUUUAUAUAAAUAAUAAUACCACUACUUUAAAAGAUUUAUUAUAAAGUUUUAAUUCAUGUCUUAAUGUACUACUUAAAGAUGAAUUAUGUAAGAUUUAGAUAAAGACUUAGUCGUUCUUGCUAUCGAAGUGUGGAUUAUCCGUUUUUUGACGUUAAUCAAUUAAAUAAUGUUGAUUUUCUAAUCCAAUUAAUAUCCCAGUCAACCGAUGGUAGACUUUAAACUCUAUAUCUUUCUAUAAUUUGCCUGUUAACACAAGGUACAAUUUUAUGGAUAAACUGAGUUUAAUACUAAGCGACAUUUCCACGAGGAUACUCUCAUCUUUAUCAAAGCAAAUGAUAAACUCAAUAGUUUUGUAUCCAUAAAAUUGUACCUUGUGUUAAUAUGUUCAAUUACUAAAUGCCAGUCAAAAAAAUUUGCCUGUUGUUACUAGAGAUUAUAACAUGGUCAUGAACAUCCUUGGUAUGCCCAGUGGUGUUGUUCCAUAAACAUCUUUGGUAUGCCCAUUUGUGUUGUUCCAUAAACAUCCCCGGUAUGCCCAGUGGUGUUGUUCCGUUCAACUCCACUAACUCACUUAUUAAGUGCGGAUAAUUUAACUAUGUAUCUGUCCCGUGAAUGGACCGAGAGGCUACCGAGGAUGGGAUUUGAACCGCGGUUUUAUUAUUGCACACAGUGGAAAUUAAGAACCCGACCAAUAAUAAAGACGUUUCCAUGUAGUCAGUUAGAAAUUUGCAAUUGUUAUCAUAGUCACUUUAAGUUCUUCUUUUGUUAAUAAAUGAUCACUUAUUA
This is a messenger RNA of Patella vulgata (common limpet), 7846 nucleotides long. Its product is annotated as negative elongation factor A. Gene Ontology annotation, cellular component: NELF complex. Gene Ontology annotation, biological process: negative regulation of transcription elongation by RNA polymerase II. The transcript has 11 exons. The coding region runs from base 24 to 1652 and encodes 542 amino acids. NCBI's taxonomy places the organism in Eukaryota, Metazoa, Mollusca, Gastropoda, Patellidae. The record is from RefSeq and is a predicted model, not a curated record.